AUGACUGGUCGAGGAGGCGGUGGCGGGCGCAAGGUGCUCCUCCCUCCCAUCAACUUCAUCUUCAAGCUGCUGCAGUCGCAUGCCACUGUCAAGAUCUGGCUCUAUGAGCAACUCGCUAUAAGGAUUGAGGGAAAGAUUAGAGGGUUCGAUGAAUUCAUGAAUCUCGUCAUCGACGACGCCGUGGAGGUCAAGCAAGUUACCAAGACAAAUCCCGAGGAAAAGAGAAGGUCACUAGGUCAAAUCUUGCUCAAGGGCGACAAUGUUUCGCUCAUCCAGGAGGCCGUAUGA
Pestalotiopsis fici W106-1 is the source of this 288-nucleotide messenger RNA. Its product is annotated as Small nuclear ribonucleoprotein E. The record is from RefSeq and is a predicted model, not a curated record. NCBI's taxonomy places the organism in Eukaryota, Fungi, Ascomycota, Sordariomycetes, Amphisphaeriales, Sporocadaceae. Gene Ontology annotation, cellular component: U2 snRNP; precatalytic spliceosome; U5 snRNP. The transcript is spliced from 3 exons. Bases 1 to 288 code for a protein of 95 amino acids. Gene Ontology annotation, biological process: mRNA splicing, via spliceosome; spliceosomal snRNP assembly. Gene Ontology annotation, molecular function: RNA binding.